AUGAAUAGCUCCGUGCUGGCAGGACUUCCGACUCAACUCUCGCAAGCUCCAGACCCGCUAGUGGGAAACCUAGGUCGGAUUACUCUGGUGCAGUAUAAGAUAAUUACGGGCAUCUUCUUCGGAAUCGCAGUCCUUUCCUUCCUCGGGCGCAUCUUCAUCCGACUCUUCACUCGACGCCGGCUGUACAUCGACGAUGGCUUCCUCAGCUUUGCCUUUGCCACCCUAUGUGGAGGCACAGUCCUUGGCUACCUUCGGAUCUACAUCGUCUAUCUCCAGUUUGCCGUUCUCCAAGGCGACCUCGCCGCGACCGAGAUCGUGGCAUCCGACCCAGGCCAGCAUGCCCGGCAGUUCGCAUACAACCUUGCCUAUAUCGUUCUUCUCUGGACAACAGUCUUUGCGGUCAAAUGGUGCUAUCUGGCCUUCUUCCACCCUUUGCUGGUGGGCAUGUCGCGUGGCUUCGUUUUCUUCUACUGGUUCACCAUCGGAGCGUCUGUGGUUGCGUGGAUCUUGAGCGUGGCCGUGGCGCCUGUCAUUCCCUGUCCGUAUGUGGGGAUGACGGCUGUUAUGAAGUGUUUCCCGACUCUCCCGGUCUCGCAUAGUACGAUGCUUGCGAUGUUCUGGAUCCCUCCGAUCCUGGAUGCGCUUACAGACCUCAUGAUCAUCAGCAUCCCGAUUCGACUCCUGUACAAAGUCCAAGUGCGCACACUGACAAAAGUCGGACUAGGCUGUUUCCUCUGCCUAUCCAUCUUCAUGUGCGUAUGCUCCAUCAUCCGCACAGCAGGGACCUACUACCACGGGGCGCUCGACUACCCGUGGCAGGUCUUCUGGCUGCACCUGGAGGGAUGCAUCGGCGUGACCAUGGGCUCGAUCACCGUCUACCGAUCCACUCUGAUCGGCUCUAAUGAGGUAUCCGCCGUGUUCAAGAAAUACAUCACCAGGAUGAAAGGUGCGGUGAGAGGGUCAUCGGGUGAUAAUGGGAUGCCGCAGCCUGAAGAGGAAAGUAAGACGGAGAGGCGCACGUUUGGGUUACCUUCGAUUCCCCAGGCGACUAUUUCGGGGUUGCGCACGUGGGAUGGUCGGUCUCGAAGAGACAAUUCUGGUCCUGAUGAUGCGGGGCUGAGUAGCUUUGCGAGUGGUGAUUUUGAUUAUCAUGCUUUGUUGAAGGCGCCGAAGACGGCGGCUGCGAGUCGAUAUACUCGUCCCCGUCCCGAGAUGGCAUGA
Messenger RNA from Aspergillus heteromorphus CBS 117.55, 1221 nucleotides. RefSeq lists its product as uncharacterized. Lineage: Eukaryota; Fungi; Ascomycota; Eurotiomycetes; Eurotiales; Aspergillaceae. The record is from RefSeq and is a predicted model, not a curated record. The transcript has 5 exons. The coding region runs from base 1 to 1221 and encodes 406 amino acids.